CGUGUACGCUACCUUCCAUCGUUCAACUUUUGAACCACGAUCAAGUUGCUAUAUUUUGCCAUCAAGCCGAAUUGCAUUGCAUUACAACUUGCUAUUUCAAGAAAUAUUUCAAGAACUAUUUCAAUGAGUUUCGAUGAUUGCUUUCUUCUUGGUUUGCCCGCAGAGCUUCUGCUUCUAAUAAUAGAUGGUCUGUCCCGUCAGCGUGACCUAGCGGCUUGGUGUCAAACAAACCACUAUUUUCACUCCAAGAUCGGCCCUAUCCUUUAUGAGAAUGAGAUCGCAAGGAAUGACUGGUAUGCCGUCUUUUGGGCCGCUGAGCAUGGCCGCGUGGGAACCCUCAAGCAAUGGAUUGCCGUUCGCAAUCGGGAUGACAGUUUCCGCGCACCGAUCGAUGUUUACAGAACAAAGUACAGAAGCAUGCUUAUCCGUGAGAAUGAGGUUCAUGACCCAAAUCUUCGUCUCGACGAUGAAUAUAUCUUAGGUCCACUAGACCAAAGGACGCGACAGCGCCAUCAUUUUAUUCACGCACCUUUACAUAUCGCAGCCAAGAACGGGCACGCGAACGCGGUUGAGUUCUUAAUUGAACACGGAGCGGAUAUUAACGCGCAGUCACUCGGCUUUAUGUAUCGUGGACUCGGCAUCUUCAAUGAUGCACGGGAUAGACACAGUAGCUUCGAUGAAAAUUGUAUCACAUUGAACGCUCUCCACAUUGCUAUCAUCAUGGGUCAAGCGGAGGUCGCGAAAGUCCUCCUUCAGCGAAGUAUCGACCUCAAAGUUGCACCAUUACGGGCUGAACACGAAAGCAAUAUCACAGCCUUCCACCUAGCAGCUGCUCAUGCUACGGAGGACCUGGACGUAUUGCGGAUCAUUGGCAAACGCCCAGAUGUUGAUGUCAAUGCUCCAGAUAUUGAUGGCCAAACACCGAUCAUGUAUGCGGCAGAAGACCCGUUGAGGGAAUUUCCAGCAUUCCCGGUACUGAAGGAGUUGGGGGCUGAUAUUGACUGUAUUGUUCGCACUCGGGACGGUAUUGAAGCUCCUCUGCUGGUGGCUUUGAUUCGUAGGAUACGCUGGAAAGCCGCUGUGAAGCUAAUCGAUGCUGGUGCCAAUUUGGAAGUCGAAGGAGGCCGACGGCCGUUACUGGAAGAGUGCCAACGAGCCAAGAUGUCAGUCAUUCAUCCGGAAGUGCUAGAUCUCCCCGCAUAUCGUGAUUUGAUCACCCGGGUGGAGCGGCGAGUCAACACACCAUCGAAGAAUAACCUCGCUGGGAAUGAAAAGCCGCAUAAUCUUCUGAGGAGGGUAGUGAACCUAGUGCGGAGGUGAUGGUUCUGUUUGAUAGAAUGUUAACAAUAAUAUCUCAGGGCUUGGUCGUGUGGCUUGGCAUAUUUAUGGUGCUCUAUCAAUUAUCUACCACACCGUCUAACAUUACCGAAUGCUACUUACUGACUACUAAAACGUUGCGCAUGCUGUGAUAUUCAGCAGUGCUUGCCUGGGAUCAACUGCCACUUUCGGUACAAGCCUUGGUCUCACACCGGAAAAUCGAG
Molecule: messenger RNA, 1541 nt
Organism: Truncatella angustata
Lineage: Eukaryota; Fungi; Ascomycota; Sordariomycetes; Amphisphaeriales; Sporocadaceae
Product: ankyrin repeat-containing domain protein
Exons: 1
Coding region: 124-1320 (398 amino acids)
Biological process (GO): positive regulation of transcription by RNA polymerase II
Cellular component (GO): nucleus
Molecular function (GO): transcription cis-regulatory region binding; protein binding
Source: RefSeq, a predicted model, not a curated record